CUUUUCCGGUUUGACUCCUCACAACAACAGCGCCGCCAUUUUCGAAAGAGUUAGCUCUGUGACCGGUUGUAUGUAGAAAAUGAAUCAAAUCGAAGAACGCCUCGCAGAAGCAGUCCGAAAAUAUGAACACCUAUAUGACACCUCGUUGAAAGGCCAUAAGGACGCCAAAAUGGCAAAGAAUUCCUGGGCAGAAAUAGCAACGAAUUUAGGCUUGUCUGUCCCUGACUGCAUUAAAAAAUGGAGGUCGCUGAGGGACCAAUUCGUUCGUAUUCGACGAAAGAUGACCAGCAGCAGUGGGGAUGCAGGCGGUCAUAAAAAGGUCCUCGCGCUCAACACUUCACUCUCCUGGCUGGGACCCCACAUAAAGCAUCGGGAGACGUCAUCAAACGACGAUGUGAAGGAACUUACCUCAGAAGGAAGAGACAAUGGAGGCCCAUUGGAGCUAUUGUCGCCCAGUGUAUCACCAAUUGAUGACCGCCAGUCAUCCACCUCAUCUUCCCCCCUGGAAUCCAGAUCAUCCUCCCCUGCACCAUCAAAUUCAUCUACAUCAGUAACGUCCACUCAGCUAACCACUCUCCCACCUGCAUCCACUCCUCCAGUCUCCAUGUCACCUCAGCUGCCCACCUUCCUAUCUCCAGUCUCCAAGACAGAGCCAUCUCCUCUGUGCCGCACGGGACGGAAAAGGCAAAGGGAGCAGCAGGAGGACGACAAUUUUACACAGAAAUUGGACCAGUUGGAAGAGAGCAUGUUGCUGAUGCACAGGAGGCUGGAGAGGCCUGAGGAUGAAAUCUCGCGAUUCGGACAGACGAUUUGUGACAUGCUGAGGAAAGUGCCUGAAGACGACCAGGGCGACGCAAUGCAAGCAGUAUACAAUCUGCUGUAUGGAUUCCGCAAGCGUCCUUGUUGUAUUUUGAAAAUGAAUCAAAUCGAAGAACGCAUCGCGGAAGAAGUCCGAAAUUAUGAACACCUAUAUGACACCUCGUUGAGGGGCUAUAAGGACGCCCAAAAGGCAAAUAAUUCCUGGAAGGAAAUAGCAGAGAAUGUAGGCUUGUCUGUCCCUGAAUGCAUUAAAAGAUGGAGGUCGCUGAGGGACAAAUUCGUUCGUAUUCAACGAAAGAUGACCAGCAGCAGUGGGGAUGCAGGCGGUCAACAUAAGGUCCCGGCGCUCUCUUUUCUCUCCUGGCUGGGACCCCACAUAAAGCAUCGGGAGACGUCAUCAAACUACGAUGUGAAGGAUCAUACCUCACAGGGGAGAGAUAAUGGAGGACCAUUGGAGCUAUUGGCUCCCAUUGAUGACUGCCAGUCAUCCCCCUCAUCUUCCCCCGUGGAAUCCAGAUCAUCCUCCCCUGCACCAUCAAAUUCAUCUAUGUCCACUCCGCUUUCCACCUUCCCAUCUCCAAGACGGCGCCAACUCCUCAGUCCCGCACGGGACGGAAAUUUUACUCAAGAAAUUGGACAAGCUGGAAAAGAGCAGGUUGCUGAUUCAAAGGAGGCUGGAAAGGCCUGAGCACGUUAUCAAGAUUCAGACAGACGGUGUGUGACAUGCUGAGGAAAGUGACAGGAGAUGAUGCGAUGCACGCAGUGUAUAAUGUGCUGUAUGGACUCCGCAAGCGUCCAUACAGCAGCUAACCAAACACCAAACGCUAAAGAGAAUGUGGCAAAUUGCACUUUUAAAGUUUGUUUUUAGCCAUUAAUAUUUAUAUUAGUUAAAUCAUUUAAUUUUUUUUAACAGACUUGUCUAUUUGUUUUAUAAAGUACCAAUAAAACACAAAAUAAGAUUUGAAAGUUUAUUUGCAACACUAUUUACAUGGUUUGCCUUUGCAGUCAGCAUACAAAAUAAAUUGGUUCUGCUUCAGCUGUUGCCAAGUGUGCCACGUGACACAAUGUCAUCCUGCCAUGGUACCACUCCCUGUGGCUCCAGAGAGAAUUUCGCCAGUUCAUCUGAUACCCAUUAGCAACCCUGGUGGAACUGCUCCUGGACAUCUCUGCUGGUUGAAUAGACUUAGACUUGUUUUAUUGUAUUAAACAUUUCGUUACCUUGGCUCACGGUGGAGUGGACACAGAAUAUAAAAAGAUGGCAUGAAGUAAAAAAGGUUAAAAUACUAAGAGGGUAGGGGGGAGCGUAGAUGGUUUAUUUAUUGGCUGCGGGUGUUCAACAGUCUAAUGGCCAGGGGGAAGAAACUUUCACUGAACCUAGAUGUCCUACUGUGGAUGCUGCGGAACCUCCUGCCAGAGUUCAGCAUGGAAAACAGUCCGUGCUGAGGGUGGAUGGAGUCGGAGAUGCGUUGGGCUCUGGUUAGGCAGCGCUUCUUCCCAACGUCCCGGAUGGAGGGGAGCGGGGACCCGAUGUUUUUCUCCGCUGUCCUCACCACUCUCUGCACAUACUUCAAGGCCUCGCAGGCCCCCCACCAGACGGAGAUGCAGCUGGUCAGCAGACUCUCGAUAGCGCCUCUGUAGAAGGUGAUCAGGAUGGGGGGGGUGGAGGAGGGGCUUUCCUCAUCAGGCGCAGGAAGUGCAGGCGUUGCUGUGCCUUCUUCGCCAGGGAGAUGGUGCUGAGGGACUAGGUUAGCUUGUCGGUCAUUUGCACCCCCAGGAACUUAGUUCUGCUGACUACUUCCACCGCAGUGUCAUUGAUGUGGAGUGGUGUAUGACUAGGCCGAGAUUUUCAGAAGACGACAUUGAUCUCCUUUGUCUUUUCAACAUUGAGGAUCAGGUUGUUGACUUUGCACCAGUCCAGCAUGUUUCACCUUGUCCCUGUAGGCCAGUUCAUUGUCAUCCUGGAUGAGGCCCACAACAGUUGUUGUGUCGUCCGCAUACUUCAAGAAGUGGUUGAAUAGGUCCCAGGUUUAAGACGCCAGACACAACUCUGCGACACUCACCAGGUUGCACCAAUCCAGCAGA
Gadus macrocephalus (Pacific cod) is the source of this 2901-nucleotide messenger RNA. RefSeq lists its product as uncharacterized. The record is from RefSeq and is a predicted model, not a curated record. Gene Ontology annotation, biological process: regulation of transcription by RNA polymerase II. Gene Ontology annotation, cellular component: transcription regulator complex; nucleus. Lineage: Eukaryota; Metazoa; Chordata; Actinopteri; Gadiformes; Gadidae. The transcript has 3 exons. Bases 80 to 1507 code for a protein of 475 amino acids.